Dipodomys ordii (Ord's kangaroo rat) is the source of this 1090-nucleotide messenger RNA. It is a transcript of the gene Ndufaf5, whose product is annotated as NADH dehydrogenase (ubiquinone) complex I, assembly factor 5. Gene Ontology annotation, molecular function: S-adenosylmethionine-dependent methyltransferase activity. Bases 34 to 1071 code for a protein of 345 amino acids. Gene Ontology annotation, cellular component: mitochondrion. Lineage: Eukaryota; Metazoa; Chordata; Mammalia; Rodentia; Heteromyidae. Gene Ontology annotation, biological process: mitochondrial respiratory chain complex I assembly. The transcript is spliced from 11 exons. The record is from RefSeq and is a predicted model, not a curated record.
CGCGCGCUUGCGCGGCUUGCUCGGCGGCGGGAGAUGUUGAGGAGAGUUGAGAGUCGCCGCUUCUGGCGGCUGCUUGGGACGCCUGAGAUCUCUUCUGGGGAUGGCGGCCGUCGGCAGGUCACUUCUGGUGUCCCUCCCUCCGGUGGGACCGUGUUUAGAGCCCUAAAUAUCUUCGACCGGGACCUGAAGAGGAAGCAGAAGAACUGGGCGGCCCGGCUGCCCGAGCCGAUGAAGUUUGACUACUUGAAGGAGGAGGUUGGAAGUCGGAUUGCAGACCGUAUAUAUGACAUAGCCAGAAAUUUCCCCCUUGCUUUGGAUGUUGGUUGUGGAAGAGGUUAUAUAGCACAGCAUUUGAAUAAGGAAACUGUUGGAAGGUUUUUCCAAACAGACAUUGCAGAAAAUGCGUUGAAAAAUUCCUUAGGAACAGAUAUUCCUACUGUCAGUGUUCUAGCUGAUGAAGAAUUCCUUCCCUUUCAAGAAAAUACAUUUGACCUGGUGGUUAGCAGUUUAAGUUUGCACUGGGUAAAUGACCUUCCAAGAGCACUUGAGCAGAUUCAUUAUGUUUUAAAACCAGAUGGAGUGUUUGUUGGUGCAAUGUUUGGAGGCGACACGCUCUAUGAACUUCGGUGUUCACUACAGUUGGCAGAGACGGAGAGGGAAGGAGGGUUUUCUCCACAUAUUUCUCCUUUCACUGCUGUUAAUGACCUAGGACAUCUGCUUGGGAGAGCUGGCUUCAAUACACUAACUGUGGACACUGAUGAAAUUCAAGUUAAUUAUCCUGGAAUGUAUGAAUUAAUGGAGGACUUACAAGGUAUGGGUGAAAGUAACUGUUCUUGGAAUAGAAAAGCCUUGCUGCAUCGAGACACAAUGCUGGCAGCUGCAGCAGUUUACAGAGAAAUGUACGGAAAUGAGGAUGGCUCAGUACCUGCCACAUACCAGAUCUAUCACAUGAUAGGAUGGAAAUACCAUGACUCUCAGGCAAGACCAGCUGAAAGAGGUUCUGCAACUGUGUCGUUUGGAGAGCUAGGAAAACUAAAUAAUCUCAUGUCACAGGGGAAAAAGUCACAAUAAAUAUCUUAUGCAAUGUUUA